Molecule: messenger RNA, 879 nt
Organism: Dibothriocephalus latus
Lineage: Eukaryota; Metazoa; Platyhelminthes; Cestoda; Diphyllobothriidea; Diphyllobothriidae
Source: the annotation of a GenBank genome assembly
GCCAUCAUAGUUGACUGUGUAGACACAGUUGAGGCGAAUUCGAACACCCUCGAUGUAGACAACAAAGAGGCGACUGUGUCAUCAGUUAAAACAAAGGCAACCAUUAAAAAUGACAAGAGCGUACCGAAACCUACAGUGAGGGCCCCUACAUUUGCUGUGCCUGGCCUCGCCAGCACCCUUAUCGACAGCAGCAAAGUCCAUGCUGGCGAAGCAUUGACUCUAGCCAGUUUGAGCUCGAGGCGUCUUGCAGCGAAGGUGGCCAAAACUGUACCUCAGGGUUCCCGGCAGGAUCGUGAUCAUAGUCUAGUUGCACAGGGGUCGCAAGAAGCAACUCCAGACAGUUCCGACGACCAAACAGUCACACCACCCAGUCCGAGCCCCAGGCCCACUGCAGAAAAUGUGGCGGAAACUGUAUCUAAGGGCCUUCGGCACCGACAGGAUAGUGAAUACUGUCUCUUUGUACAGGGCUUACAAGAAGCCAUUUCAGACAGCUCAAACGUCCAAGACGAUCCGGACCUGGUUUCCUUUAAUGAUGUUCUGAGAGAUCUGUUUCCGCCAGGUGAAGAAUUCGAAGUUCUGAAGUCCUUUUCGAUAGGGAAAAGGCCGGCAGGUACCGCAGAUAUACCGAAACCCAAGACAUUAAAAAAUAUACUGAAAGAAAAGGAAUAUGUCCAGCUGAUCUUGUCUAAAAAAACUUACCUAUGUCACUUGCAUAAAGAGGUUUUUUUCCAACCGGACUAUUCCCCGGAGGAACGGAUGAAACGCCGAGAACUAGUAGCGGAAUUACAGUCGAGGAUUAAGAAUGGCAAGGCAGGCCUGACAGUCUUCAACGGGAAGAUAAUUCAAAAGAAAACAUCGAAUCAACCAGUAAAAUUCUGA